AUGUUCCCGACGCUAGCCCGGUUUUCGAAAGCUUCACGACGUGCCCUGACACCAAAGCGUGGUAACAAGGACUUCUACAAGGGCACCCGACAGGCGUUCCUCCCUGGUGGUCAUCGUACUGGCGCGCCAGGAAAACACGUCGUCGCCGGAAAGGCUAAGUAUCGUCUUAUCGACGAGAAAGUGCGCUUCUUCGUUGCGCCCCCUGUGGAGGAGAUCAACAACUCUUUGCUGAAGCCAUACGUGGACCUUAGUGUGAAGCUGACGACAGCACAGAAGAGAGAGGUUCUCGGCAAACUUCCGAGGGGUGGUCUGACGGGGGAGCAUUACUUCGCGAAGGCCCCGCGGACAGAUGCUCCAGAAACCCCAUGA
Messenger RNA from Heterobasidion irregulare TC 32-1, 369 nucleotides. RefSeq lists its product as uncharacterized. Gene Ontology annotation, cellular component: mitochondrial large ribosomal subunit. The record is from RefSeq and is a predicted model, not a curated record. NCBI's taxonomy places the organism in Eukaryota, Fungi, Basidiomycota, Agaricomycetes, Russulales, Bondarzewiaceae. Gene Ontology annotation, molecular function: structural constituent of ribosome. The coding region runs from base 1 to 369 and encodes 122 amino acids. The transcript is spliced from 3 exons.